Molecule: messenger RNA, 1347 nt
Organism: Ceratina calcarata
Lineage: Eukaryota; Metazoa; Arthropoda; Insecta; Hymenoptera; Apidae
Product: COP9 signalosome complex subunit 3-like
Exons: 4
Coding region: 1-1347 (448 amino acids)
Biological process (GO): ubiquitin-dependent protein catabolic process
Cellular component (GO): COP9 signalosome
Source: RefSeq, a predicted model, not a curated record
AUGCCAACACCAUUAGAGCAAUUUGUAGACAGUGUGCGAACGCUCUCGCAACAAGGCAAGUUUAGAGAGCUGAUGGAAGAGAUAAUAACUACAAGUACUGAUGUUCUUCUUAAAAAUGGCGAACAUUUAGAUAACGUUCUAGAAAUAUUUAACCUCCAAGAGCAUUCAUUGGGUAUUCUAGCAGUGCUCUGCGUAAAAUUUUCGGUGCUCAAUUUUAAUGAAGAAUCCACCCCCGACAGUUAUGAACCAUUAUUUAAUCAAAUUCAAGAAUUUAUCACCGGUUGUAAUGGAGAACACGUUAAAUUUGCUUCUGAUACAUAUGCAGAAUUGUGUCACUUAUUUACUCAAAGCUUGGUCGAAUUCCAAACACCUUUACGCGGUAUCGAAAUAUUGCGUCUUGCAAUACGCAAAAUACAAUUGUUCGAUAGUCAGCUUACCUCGAUUCACGCAGACCUUUGUCAUCUGUGUCUGUUUGCAAAAUGUCUCAAGCCAGCGCUCGAAUUCCUCGAUAUAAAUAUUACUGAUAUCAGUCAAGAGGAAGGACAAUUUAAUUCAAAACAUUUUCUACUGUAUUAUUAUUAUGGUGGAAUGAUAUACACUGCAUUAAAGAACUAUGAUAGAGCAUUGGACUUUUUCGAAGUCUGCGUAACGACAACUGCCACGGGAAUUAGUUACAUUAUGAUAGAGGCCUAUAAAAAAUAUAUCUUGGUCUCCUUGAUAUUGCACGGUAAAAUCUUGAACUUACCUAAGUACACAAGUCAAGUAAUUUAUAGAUACAUUAAACCACUAAGUCAACAGUAUCAAGAAUUGGCGAACGCUUAUCAAAUAAGUAACUGCGAUGUAAUACUAAGUGUUGUUACUAAACAUCAAGAACUUUUUAUGAGAGAUCGCAAUAUGGGUCUUGUGAAACAAGUACUCAACUGUUUGUACAAAAGAAACAUACAAAGAUUGACAAACACUUUUAUGACCCUUAGUUUAAGCGAUGUGGCAAGUAGAGUUCAAUUAUCUGUACCUGCCGAUGCUGAGAAAUACAUAUUGAACAUGAUAGAGGAUGGUGAAAUUUUCGCGAGAAUCAAUCAAAAGGAUGGCAUGGUAGUGUUUCUCGAUGAUCCAGAAAAAUACAAUACGUCGCAGAUGUUCGCAAAUUUAGAAAAGGAAAUAGAGGCAUGUAUGAAAAUGCAUAAACAGGUUCUCAAAAUGGAAGAAGAAAUCGAUCUCACGUCGCAGUAUGUUCGAAAAGCUUGUGGGCUAAACGAUGAAGAUGAUCAACUAGCUGGACCUGCUCCAAAGAAUGUGAAAAAUGUACAGGGACAGUCCGAACGUAACGGUAACAUCUAUUCCAUGUAA